Eurytemora carolleeae is the source of this 577-nucleotide messenger RNA. Its product is annotated as tropomodulin-3. The transcript has 9 exons. The coding region runs from base 17 to 577 and encodes 186 amino acids. The record is from RefSeq and is a predicted model, not a curated record. Gene Ontology annotation, biological process: myofibril assembly; pointed-end actin filament capping. Gene Ontology annotation, molecular function: tropomyosin binding. Gene Ontology annotation, cellular component: myofibril. Lineage: Eukaryota; Metazoa; Arthropoda; Copepoda; Calanoida; Temoridae.
UAGGGAAGCAUUAAACAUGGCAACAGCUGAUGAUAUUAUUGAUAUUGCUGAUAUUCUAGGGGUUACUUUUCAGGAUGAUUGUGUUGCUGCAGCUCUAAAGUUUUUUCCUGCAGAAGCGCCAAACGAUACAAAUAUUGACGAGGUUAUCAAAAAAGCUCAGGAGAAUGAUUGUGAACUAAUGGAGAUAAACCUAAAUAAUAUCAAACAUAUUUCAAAACAAAAAUGGGAAACUUUAUUCAACGUGCUGAAGGAUAAUAAUACAGUAGAGGCUGUAUCGGCGGCCAACUGUGACCUGAACGACUCUAUUGUCAAGAUGCUCUGCGACUGCCUGGAGUCGAACAGCACGAUAAAACAGUUAAAUUUGGAAUCCAACUCUGUGACUGGAAAGAUGGUUCUAGAUAUUAUCAAGUCUACAGCUAACACUAAGGGUCUGGAGGAACUAAAGAUUGCCAACCAGUAUAACAACAUGUACUUAGGCUCAGCGAUAGAAUAUGCAUUGGCUGAGAUGAUCCCGAAAUAUCCACAUCUUGUUAAACUUGGAGUUAGACUGGAGUUCAGGGAUUUUAGUUUCAACUGA